This is a messenger RNA of Vespula pensylvanica (western yellowjacket), 2115 nucleotides long. RefSeq names its product rho guanine nucleotide exchange factor 3-like. The coding region runs from base 337 to 1842 and encodes 501 amino acids. Gene Ontology annotation, molecular function: guanyl-nucleotide exchange factor activity. Gene Ontology annotation, biological process: positive regulation of Rho protein signal transduction; intracellular signal transduction. NCBI's taxonomy places the organism in Eukaryota, Metazoa, Arthropoda, Insecta, Hymenoptera, Vespidae. The transcript has 5 exons. The record is from RefSeq and is a predicted model, not a curated record.
UGCUCUGUAUUUUAUACCAUAUUACACUAUAUAAUAUAAAAUCAAUCAACGUCAUAAUUUUAAUAACGGCUGAAUGCAAUAAGUCUGACAUUAUUAUCUUUUUUAGCAAAUUUCCAUGUUGUAUCUUCUCAUAAUUUUUGUAAAAAAUGUUAUUACAAAUAGAAUAAGAAUUUGUAAUAAAACAUAUCGAUAAAAAAUUGUAUCGUAUUAUAAACGCUUCCGGAUGUAUAUUAUACGGUUAUGAUGCAUCGUUAAAAUUGUACUCUAGUGUGAUCUGUAUUGACAUUAUGCAUUAACUACCGUUUUAUUAAAUUAUUAUACUUUAUAUAAAAAAAAAUGGGAGAUGACUGCAACGUAACAAUAAAAGAGACAUUCCAAGAACCUCGAAAACGAUUUUGGCUGAGAUCAAGAAAACGACCAAAGAGUGAUGUGGUCAGUGUUAACUCCAUGGAUAUAUCUAUAGAAUCGGAUGCUGGAAAAAAGAAAAAACGACGUAGAAUUACAGAAGUAGCCAGUAGUAUAUUUUCUUCUAGCACUUUGAGUAUAAAAGUUGGAAACACUCUUCAUAGAUCAUUUAGCAUUCAACAAAAUACAGAUGAUUUUUCAUUUACUGAUGAAGAUGCACAUACUAAUACAAUAAAAAAAAAACGGAGAAACAGUUCAAGUGGUACAAAUAAUUUUACACUUAGAAGUUGGUUGCUAGAUAUAGCAAAUGCAAAUAUUAAAGAGACAUUAAAUAGCACUUUAGGUCAAAAAGAAGUAAAAAGACAAGAGGCUAUUUAUGAAUUAUGUUGUGGAGAAAACUUACUUCUUGAUGAACUGACCAUUCUUCGUGAUCAUUAUUAUGAACCAUUGAUAUCUAGUAAUAUAUUCAGUCCAGAUGAAAUACGUACACUUUUUAGCGACCUUACAAAUCUUAUUGAAAUUCACAGUAAUUUACGAGAUGAAUUAAUCAAUCUACGAGAUUGUUCAGGAUUUACAGACAAUGUAGGUGCUACAAUAUUCAAUUGGCUACCAAAAUUAACAGAACCUUAUCUAGAAAGAUGUAGAACACAAGUAUGGGCAAGACAUUUACUUGAAGAAAAGAAAGCAACUAAUAAACGUUUUCAGGUAUUUUUAAAAAGAAGAUUAGGAUCACCUCAUUCUCUUGACUUAUGGGCUUACUUAGACGUACCACGAUCAAGAAUAGUUAAAUAUCCUUUGUUAAUAAAGGAAAUAUUAAGACAUACUACUGUUGAUCAUUCAGAUCAAAUUCCUUUAAAGGAAUCAAUUAAUAAACUCACAGAAUUACUUCAGAACAUUGAUAAAGCUAUGGGAAAAGCUGAAUGUAAAUUAGCUCAAACAAAAAUCAAUAUAAAAAAUGAAUAUGAUUUAACUGAAUGUAUCAAUAAUGCUACAGAAUUGAUUACAGAAGGACAAUUAAAAGACCCAAGAGGAAUGAAACUUCAUUGCUUUCUUUUCGAUACGUGUUUUGCUAUGACACGUUCUACAAGACGUAUACCUAAAAAAUAUAAUUUAUCUUCUCCUGUUAUACCAAGAGAGCAAAUAUCAUUAUAUGCUGAACAGAAGAAUUGUACAGAUUUUGGCUUCAAAAUAGGUGAUUACUUUCUCGUAUCAGAAGAUAAACAUGGUAAACGGCAUUGGACUGACGCAUGCAAUAAAAUUAUUAAUUCUUUAAAUACUAAAGAAAAUAAUGGAAAUGAAAAUAAACCGAAUUUAAUACUGCCAACACCUAAUCGGUCUAUACGAAAAUCAGGAAAUAGUACAUAUGAAAACUUUACCUUUUCCUUAAAAAAAAAUGUUUUAAAACAAAAACAUAAUAGUAUUUCUUUUGAUAAAUAAUAUAAAAUUAUAACUACAAUUGCACACUACAUACAAAUAAGUCUUUUACAAUUAUUUUAUUUUAAUACAAGUAAUUGUUUUUAUGUAAUUUUAAUGUGUACUUUAAACACUUGUAUAAUAGUAUUAAAUGUAUAUUUACAUGGAAAAUACUGCUACAAGUACUUACAUUAGUACUUAUAAUUUUUCAAUUCAAACUGAUGUAUGUAUUUUAUAUUAAAUUACUUGUGAAUUGUUUUGUGAUAGAAUCAUUCCACUAUUCUGUAUUAAUAUAAU